Molecule: messenger RNA, 3059 nt
Organism: Anolis carolinensis (green anole)
Lineage: Eukaryota; Metazoa; Chordata; Lepidosauria; Squamata; Anolidae
Gene: ctcfl
Product: CCCTC-binding factor like
Exons: 11
Coding region: 181-2085 (634 amino acids)
Biological process (GO): regulation of DNA-templated transcription
Molecular function (GO): DNA-binding transcription factor activity, RNA polymerase II-specific; RNA polymerase II cis-regulatory region sequence-specific DNA binding
Source: RefSeq, a predicted model, not a curated record
GGCGCGCGCGCAGCCCAGGCUCGCGCGCCUCUUUGCAACAUUUGCCAGGUUCAGGGCGCCGCUCGCCCUCUGGUGCUUGGCCUCCUUCCCCGCGGGCCCUGCAGGCCCAAUGCGGCCAGUUCUGGCUUCCCUGGGACGUCCGAGGACGGAGGAGUCCCCUGCAGUAGGUCCAGCCUAAAAAUGGAGAGCACAAAAGCCCCGAAACAUGGUGAGCAAUGCAACCCAAUCAACGUUGCUAAAAGUUUUGUGCAAAAAAGCCAUGAAAUUGACAGUUCAUCCCAUGAGAGAAUGGGGAGUUGUAUUUAUGGCGAAGCAGAGGCCGGAGUCCUGCAUCCCAAUUCGUUUAGUCAAUUGCUGGAAGCAGAUAUAGACAGUGAGUCGCACCAGGCUUUGGGAGAAGGAGAGAAACACUUUGUUUUGCUGGAGACGGUGCAUUUGAAAAUAGAGGAAGAUGAUUUCCAGGGGGCUGCUCUGGACAAUCCGCAAGACGGAUUCCAAGACGUGAUGCAAAGAGAGCGAAACCUUUUGCAGCCUUUGGAAGUGAUGCCACAACACUUAUGCCCUGAACAACUCCUAGCAAUAAGUUUGCCUGAAGGUGUAUAUACGAUCCAUGAGAUGGAAGUAAUGCAUGUCAGUGGCCUGAAGGAGGAGCACGCAUUCAAUGAAGACGCAAGGUCAGCCACGAAGACCACAAAUGUCAUUGAGAUUAAGACUGACAUGGCUACAGAUAGUGAAUGUGAGGGCCAGCAAUUUCUUGCAGCUCAAGAAGCCAAAACGAGCCAUUCAUUUUCUGAAGAGUCAACAAAGAUUUUGAACGGCAAAAUUAAAAGUGAUGCUGUACUGUUUCACAAUUCUGGAAAAAGAGGCCAAAGCACUAAGUGUGCAUCCCAAAAUCCUGCUCUAACAAGUUCAGAAGUUACAUCAAAGGUCCAUGGGAACACAGUCCGGUGGGGAGAAGGACACUUGCCACAACAUUGCCGUUUUUGCACAUACACUUCUUCCAGCGUGACAGGCCUGAAUCGUCACAUGAAAAGACACUCAGAUAAGAAUCCCCACAUGUGCCAUCUCUGCCUUAAGGUCUGCCGCACAGUUGCCCUUUUGCGCAACCACAUGAACACACAUACAGGGACCAAGCCAUAUAAGUGCAGUGAAUGUGAUAUGGCCUUUGUGACUGGUGGUGAACUUUCACGGCACCGGCGCUAUAAGCACACCCAUGAGAAACCUUUUAAAUGCACAUUCUGUAACUAUUCUAGUGUGGAGGCCAGCAAACUGAAGCGCCAUAUUCGCUCACAUACAGGAGAACGCCCUUACAACUGUACUCUGUGUAGCUACGCAAGCAGAGACACUUACAAGCUGAAAAGGCAUAUGCUAAUCCAUUCCGGUGAAAAACCCUUUGAGUGCCUGAUCUGUAAGGCCAGGUUCACGCAGGCUGGAACUCUGAAGUUCCACAAAUUGCACAAACAUGGAACUAAUGUGCCGAAAUAUCAGUGUCCACACUGUAACACAGCUGUUGCCAGGAAGGGAGAUUUAAGAAUCCACUUGCAAAAUCUUCAUUCUUACAUUAAAGUGCCACUGAAGUGCAAUUUCUGUGAAGAUGCCUUCCAUGAGCGGCAUGCUUUCAAGCAGCACAAGAAGACACACAUAAAUGAAAAGAAAUUCAAAUGUGAUCAGUGCAAUUAUGCAUGCAAGCAGGGACGCCACAUGGUGAUGCACAAGCGGACCCACACAGGAGAGAAACCCUUUGUUUGCAUCUCCUGCAGCAAAUGCUUCCGACAGAAACAACUUCUGACCAUCCAUGCCAAGAAAUACCAUGAUUCCAGCUUUCAACCCAAAGUCUUUGAAUGUCCUCAGUGUGGCAAGGAAUAUUCACGCUGGAAUAAUAUGCGUAAGCAUGCUGCAAACUGUAAAGGCAAAAGUGUUGUUCAGCCCAGCAAAGGAAGCAAGAAAAGAAAGAAAGAAGAAAAGAGAUCAAGCCAUGACAACAAGCAAGAAGCAGCAACUUGUGUGAAUUCUCAGUUCAGUGCUUCGUAUGCCAUUCCUGCUGGAGUUUGGGGAAAAGAAGAUGGGAAGGAGGGAAUUAAUUGAGAGAUGAUCUUCAACCUGCUGGAUAAAUAGGAUGGAUGACACUAGUUCCUUCUAUGUCCAAAGAGGCAGCCUCAACUGUAUUGUUUAUUAUAUGUUCCUAUAUAAUUUUCUUUGCAGGUUCAAGGUUGCUAAAGGGGCAUUAAUUUUGGCAUUUUUCCUGCAAAAGCAGGGCAGUUCAUUGUUUCUUGCAAAUACCUUCCAUGGAUGUUAAACAGUUGGAAUAGUUAGAAAUAACUUUGCUUCUCUUGCCAAGGGCAAGUCAGUCCUGAAUAAACUGUUGGAUUCCAGAUCGAUUCCAUUGUCUUCAGCCGAGCUAAACUUGAGCUAAAGAGAGCUGAAGAAAAUGUGUGAUUUGAAUUUAUUCAUCAAUGGCAUUGAUCCAGACUUAUUUAGUAAGUGUGCCUAGAGAUAGAUUUCUUUUCCGCCCCCCAAAGAAUGGCUCAGAGAGACUUUGUAAUCUGGGUAACGUGUACUUCAAUUUGUUUCUAAAUCAAACAGAUUUAAAAGCUUUGGAGGACCUAAAGUACAUUUGAACUUAACUCUGUCAUGAAUGUGUUUCUUUAAUGUUAGUCAUUGUCUGUAUGUAGAGCCUUUGGUCUAACAAUCAUAAGUAAAACAACAGAUAUGUAUGGACUCAAAUACAGCACAGAUUAAAUUGUGGACUGAUGGGCAUAAUAUUUUCUCCUCCUUCUAAAAUUACAAUAAUUACUGCAUUUCAAACUCAUAAAAAUCGUCAUCAGAGUUUAUAGCAUUUAGUUAGUCUGAUUUCAUUUAAGAAGGUGUGAUUUAAUUUCUAUUUAACAUUUUAAAUACACGAAGACAAAAUGUCUAUUUUUAUACUGAGAAUUUGAUUUGCUCAUGUUUUGUAAGACGGUUACAGUAGUUUUCAAAGGGAUUCCAGAAUAUUAGUGUUUGUUUACAAGUAGGAAGAAGAACAGUUAUUCUUUUUCUUUAAUAAAAGGUUUUGUGAAUAA